UUCAUUUUUGAUUAUUUAGAAAGCAGAGAAAAAAGGAAAAGAAAAGAAGAAAAUGGAGAAGUAUCAUCAGAUCUGGUUGGCCUUUGGUACCUUGGCUUUGUUAGCUGUAUCAGCUGCAGGAGACGAUGUCGUCGUGUUAACAGAAGAUAACUUCGAGAAGGAAGUCGGUCAAGACAGAGGCGCUCUCGUUGAGUUCUACGCUCCUUGGUGUGGGCACUGUAAGAAGCUUGCUCCUGAAUAUGAGAAGCUCGGAAGUAGCUUUAGGAAGGCAAAGACUGUUUUGAUUGGAAAGGUGGACUGUGAUGAGCAUAAGGGUGUAUGCAGCAAAUAUGGGGUUUCUGGAUACCCAACUCUUCAAUGGUUUCCUAAAGGAUCGCUCGAACCUAAAAAGUAUGAAGGACCACGUACUGCAGAAGCCCUUACUGAGUAUGUCAAUACUGAAGGAGGGACUAAUGUGAAGAUAGCUGCAGUGCCAUCCAAUGUAGCGGUGCUAACUGCUGAUAAUUUUAAUGAUAUUGUCUUGGAUGAAACCAAGGAUGUUUUGGUUGAGUUUUAUGCACCAUGGUGUGGCCAUUGCAAAAACCUAGCUCCUACCUAUGAAAAGGUAGCUACCGCGUUUAAAUCUGAGGAAGAUGUCGUGGUCGCCAAUCUAGAUGCUGACAAACAUAAGGAUCUAGCUGAAAAGUAUGGAGUAAGUGGAUACCCUACGUUGAAGUUCUUUCCAAAAGGCAACAAAGCUGGGGAAGAGUAUGAGGGCGGGAGAGAUUUGGAUGACUUUGUUGCUUUCAUUAAUGAAAAGUCUGGAUCCAGUCGUGAUGGAAAAGGACAACUAACCUCAAAGGCUGGUAUUGUUGAAAGUUUGGAUGCCUUGGUAAAAGAGUUCGUAGCUGCUGGAGAUGACGAGAAGAAAGCAGUCUUUUCCCAAAUUGAAGAGGAAGUUGAGAAACUCAAGGGUUCUGCAGCAAGGUAUGGAAAGAUUUAUUCAAAGGCUGCCAAGAAUUGUAUGGCUAAAGGUGCUGAUUAUGCCAAGAAUGAGAUUGAGCGGCUACAGCGCAUGCUUCAAAAGACAAUCAGCCCAGCAAAGGCAGAUGAAUUCACCCUGAAGAAGAACAUUCUAUCUACCUUUGCUUGAUCUUCUGAUCUUUUGUUUCCUCAUCAAUAUUUUGGAGGCAAACAUCAUCCAGUUUUUGGGGAAUCGUUUUUGCCAUCACCACUGUUUACUUUGACGGUAUCCGGGCAAGGCUUCUCCUGACAGUGAAAAUCGGUAUCCCAUGGACAUCGACUGAGCGAGUUCCCUAAUACGAAAUGAUUUUGAGAACCUCAACUAGCUAGUGCAGUAUAUUUAUAUGCCUUAUUUUUCCGUCUGUGCUAUUGUUUACAGUGGAAAGACGCUUUUAAUUUUUGAAUGAAACGUGCAUUAGACAAA
This is a messenger RNA of Populus nigra (black poplar), 1426 nucleotides long. Its product is annotated as probable protein disulfide-isomerase A6. Gene Ontology annotation, cellular component: endoplasmic reticulum. The transcript is spliced from 11 exons. The coding region runs from base 53 to 1132 and encodes 359 amino acids. The record is from RefSeq and is a predicted model, not a curated record. Gene Ontology annotation, molecular function: protein disulfide isomerase activity. Lineage: Eukaryota; Viridiplantae; Streptophyta; Magnoliopsida; Malpighiales; Salicaceae. Gene Ontology annotation, biological process: protein folding.